Messenger RNA from Colletotrichum orchidophilum, 2628 nucleotides. RefSeq names its product high-temperature-induced dauer-formation protein. NCBI's taxonomy places the organism in Eukaryota, Fungi, Ascomycota, Sordariomycetes, Glomerellales, Glomerellaceae. The coding region runs from base 1 to 2628 and encodes 875 amino acids. The transcript is spliced from 5 exons. Gene Ontology annotation, cellular component: Golgi trans cisterna; membrane; Golgi medial cisterna. The record is from RefSeq and is a predicted model, not a curated record.
AUGGGCGCCAGCGAUUCGAAGCUUGUCUUCAAGAAAGGCAUCUUCAGGCUUUCUGAAGAGCGACACAUCCCAGCCGAUGAUCCCUACUGGACUUCUUUUUGGGAGCUUCCGGAAUCGUCAGAGGACAUUUUCAGCCUCUUUGCGCCCGCCGACAUUCGUCGCACUCGAGACAAGGCCCUAGAGAAUUUAGAAACUCUGAUUCUGGCAUUAACGUCACGCCUCUUCAUCCUGCGCCAUCAUCCCUCCUUUCCCGAUCCCGAAAUCGCUCCCGAACGCGAUGCUCUCAAUUGUGUCCGCGUCCUGACGCGCAUCCUUCCCUUCAUCUACGAGGCCGAUAAUCUUCAAUCAUGGGAGGAGCGGUUCUUCUGGGGGGCACGUAGAAAGAGAACGAGGCAAUCUGCAAUUGCGGCCGAGGUACUCUUCGACGGGGCUCAGGAUGGCCAGCGGCCGCCCAAGAACGAAAACGAAGACUUCGAAGAUGCCAAACCUCUUGCUGAAGAGCUCAUCGACACUUUGGUAGACCUGCUAUUCUUCUCCGACCUCACCCUACCCCGACAACCGAGUGGACGACCGAAAGUGUCCUACGCCAUCUGGCAGAGUGGUGUAGGCUGCAAUACAUCCGUGGCGACCACCAAAGAAUUCGAGAGCAAUCGCAGCGAGAUACUCCGCUUGUUGCUCACCAUGACUAGCCAGAGCAUGUACAUGUCAUCAAACUUGCUGCCGCAGAAGGGAAUUCGAGCCCUGACACACAUAUGCACGUGCCCCGAUAAGCAGGUCGUGCUAUCAGUCUUGUGCUCCCUGCUCAAUACCACCCUGAAGUACAAUCCAGCCACCUGGCGGGUGCCAUACAAUACGCUGGUUUUCAAGGACGAGAAGCAGAUCCUGGUGACAUACACACUCCAGCUUUUGCUGGUAUUUCUAUUGUACCCAAUCCCUGAGCAAAAUGGCACGACUCCCAAGAACUACUACCGCCACUUCCUUGGGCGACUUCAUCGGCCACAAGACUUUCAGUUCAUCGUCGAUGGCAUGACACGGAUACUCAACCAACCGCUCCAAGAAAAGAGCUCGUAUAUUCCCAGUGGGCAAACAAAUGCCAGAUUUGCGCCAGAGAUCAUCAUGCUCUUUUGGGAAAUCACACAGUGCAACAAGAGAUUUAGGUCCUUCAUCAUCGAUACUGAGCGGGUUCAUGAUUUUGUCGUGCUCACUCUAUUUUACGCUUUGGAGUACAAGAAUGACGCAUCCAAGCAAGGUGUUGUGAGAAUGUGUGCUUUUCUGCUGCAGACCCUGAGCGUUGAGAAGAAUUUUGGCGCCAAUCUCAACCGAAAAUUUGAAGGUCAAGACAGUCUGCCUUUGAUCAUUAGGAUACCUGGCUUCAGCGGCACUUAUGCUGACUUCCUCAUACAUUCCAUCUACAACCUCAUCACCACGAGCCAAGGCAGAUUGACAGCUAUAUACCCGGCUCUCAUGGCUGUCAUCAACAAUAUCGCUCCCUAUCUGGAGGGUCUCAGCUCAGCAUCUGCCUCAAAGCUCCUGCAACUUUUUUCGUCCAUGUCUUCACCUUCAUUUCUGCUCGCCAACGACAGCAAUCAUGAUUUGCUUAGGUCACUGUUGGAGUCAAUCAACUCGAUUGUCGAGCAUAACUAUCAAAAGAAUCCAGAGCUCAUCUUCGCAAUUCUGCGUAAUAAGAAGCGGAUAGAAGCAUUACGAACGUUCACCCUUGAAAGCGGUCAGGAGGAGAUCGAGAGACGGAAUCGUCGCCGCAAAGAAUCCGCCGCCAGUGGCGAUGGGCUUGAGCCAAGUUCUGUGAGGAGCUCAGCCGAAAGUAUCCGCAGUCCAACAGCAUCUCAUCCUCGACCGCCGACGCUGAGUGAUGUCCCGGAAGAGGACAGCACCUUCGCAAUCGGUGAUGAUGAGGACGAUAGCGAGGACGAGGAUCACCGCACAACGCCGGCCCGGUCAACUACAAGCGAAAACCCAUCUGUGACGUCGUCGCAGGCAUCGGUAGUGGAAGACGCCGUUCCAACUCAACUUCGGGGUAUGUCAGAAAAGGCGAGAGGCAAGAUGCCUGCCGGCAUGAGCAACUUCUCCAGGCAAAACAGCACCACCAGUCUGGGCGGAUAUUCCACAAGUGGACAGUCACAGUCCGGUGGCUUUGAGCCAACGGCCAAUUGGAUCGAAAACUGGCUGCCAGAGCUGCCUCUUCACACCAUCCUGACCGUGAUCCAGCAGGUGACGUCUCUGUUGCCGAGACAAGCUCUUGCUGGAGAAUCUGCAACCCGAGAGACGCUUUUGAAGAUUCAAGAAAUCAGGCUGGUGGGAGUAGAGCCAACACCGCCACGAGUGCACUCCUUUGAGUGGUCGCAGCUGUCGUUGGGAUGGUACGAGUCCCUGUUGUGGGGCUUUGUGUUCAGCAGCGAGAUUCAGAUCUCCAAGGGCACAGUUGGAAUCUGGAAUGGUACAGCGAUUAGGCUGUUCAGGGUGCAAGAGACUGCACCUCAGGGACCGAGUCUGGCAUCACCGAGAGGAGCCGUUGAUGCUGUUGGAAGCAACAUCGUGUCCCGAAUUGGUGCUAUGAAUUUGCGAGGUCCUGGAGGUGCACCGCCAACAGCCAACCAGCGUCCUGGAUGA